GGACGGAAUGCAUCACGGUUUGCGCUGAACAAUUUUUCUUUGUUUAUGUACGACGUAAUCGUUAUCGUUUUAUACAAAAAACGCGAGUGAGUCACCGUAACAACACAAUUGAAUAAAACAUACUUUGUAUUGUAGGGUAAUGAACGGACCUAGUUCUAAUUAAAUAGAUUACAAGUAAAUUGUAAUCAGUAUCCAUCUUAGGUUCUCAAAACAAGAAUUUGGUCUUAAUUUAACCACCCAAAUGAUAAGUGGAGCACGGAAUGGUCUUAUAAAUUAAAGAUGUCUUUGGAUAUAGAAGAAAGUCCCAUAAUUAACUCGGACAUUGACGAAAAUGUGACCAGCAGCAACCGAAACCUAAUUGUGGAAGAUCGAGAAACAACAGGAUGGAUCAAAAGCCGCACAGUUCUUGGCAUCAUGGGCUUCCUGGGGUUCGCCAAUGUGUAUGCCAUGCGAGUGAAUCUCUCUGUGGCUAUAGUGGCCAUGAUCAACUCGACAGCUCCGGUGCCAUCAUCAAACGACUCCACGUUAGAUGUAUGCCCGGCUGGAAUACCCGAUAAUAGUACAGUAGUACCAAAAACUGGUGACUUUAAUUGGUCUGCUGAACAGCAGAGUAUAAUUCUAGGCUCUUUUUUCUAUGGAUAUGUGCUGACACAGGUCCCUGGAGGCCGUAUAGCCGAGUUAUUCGGCGGUAAACUAGUAUACGGUGUCGGCGUCCUACUGACCGCCUUAUUCACCAUACUUAGUCCAAUCGCCGCUUAUACAGACUUCAAAUUCUUCAUAGCCGUAAGAGCGUUGGAGGGGUUGGGCGAAGGCGUGACUUAUCCAGCCAUGCACGCUAUGCUGGCUCGGUGGAUUCCGCCUUUGGAGAGGUCGAAGUUUGCAGCAUAUGUUUAUGCAGGCUCAAACUUCGGCACAGUGAUCUCACUUCCCAUAUCCGGGUGGCUAUGCACACUUGAUUGGGGCGGCGGCUGGCCGCUCUGCUUCUAUCUAUUUGGGGGUCUUGGAGUGGUCUGGUUCAUUGGAUGGAUGUUUCUGGUCUAUGACUCGCCGCAGAGCCAUCCGAGGAUAUGUCCGAAGGAGAUAGAGUAUAUUACGCAGAGUAUAGGACCACAGGAGGAUAAAAGGGGUAUGGCCAUACCCUGGAUGAAGUUCCUAACAUGUGUUCCGCUGUGGGCCAUACUAAUCGCACAGUGCGGGCAGUCCUGGCUGUUCUACACGCAGCUGACAGAGCUGCCGAGCUACAUGAACAAUAUAUUGCACUUUGACAUAGUGUCUAAUGCCAGACUAUCAGCGAUCCCGUACUUCACGGCGUGGGUGGCCGGUAUCAUCAUCAGUAUCUUUGCUGAUUGGCUUUUAGCGAAGGGAUUCAUCUCGCGGCUCAACAGCAUGAAGCUGUGGAACACAGUCGCGGCAUUCAUCCCUGCGUUUGGGCUGUUGGGCAUCGCUUGGGCGGGCUGCGACCGCACCGCUGUAAUGCUGUUGCUCAGUAUCACCUCCGCUUUCGGUGGCGCAGUCUACGCCGGUAACCAAAUGAACCACAUCGACCUGUCACCGCAGUUCGCGGGAACCAUGUACGGUAUCACCAAUGCCGCCAGUAACCUCUGCGGUUUCCUGGCGCCGUAUGCCAUAGGCCGCAUUAUUAGCAGCGACCAGCAAACGCUGGGCCAGUGGCGCGAAGUGUUCUACUUGGCUGCGGCAAUUGACCUCGGGGCCAAUCUAUUCUACUUAUUCUUCGCUAGCACGGACGAACAGGAUUGGUCACUCCCAGAAAGUGACGACAUGACCGCCUCAGCGCCGGUCGAGAGCAUCAUGUACGCCGAAUCCUAGGGCUUGGCCUCGUUCCACGCCGGCGACGCUCAGGUGACACUCUGCGCUUACACUUAGCAGAACACACGAGUUAACCCUUGUUACGGCAACGCCUAAAGACGCCACUAUUUCUGUCCAAAGAGUCAAAAGGUUUACAAAACUUUAAGCUCGGCAGAGAAGUGCUCUAAAGAAGAGACGCUUUCCACAUAUAUUUUCGUACAUUCAGCCGCCUGUUGCUAUCUCUAUUGCACGCGCAUAAUUAUAUUGCUGUGCUCGCACAGUGACAUUGACAACCGGCAUCAUGGGCUAUAUAAUUUUCACUUCUCAUGCUCGUAAAGUUUGACUACGUGCGUAGACGACAAAAAGUUGCUUAGUCUUAUGUUCUAGAGCAUAAAGUAAAACCAUCUAUUACGACUCUAUUGACUUAGCAAUAAAGUCCAAAAUCUGCCAACGAACUGCCAGCCCUGCCGGCGCCCCCGACCGGACCGGAAUUUUCUUUAGUCUUGAAUAAAUACGGUAAAAUAACCUAAAAUAUUGGAUACUUUUGUAUGUAUAUUUUACUCAGGCAUAAAUGUCACUGUGUUUUAUGCCCCUGUUGUACAAUCUACUAUAUACUAUAUGCGCGUGCAUUAGAGAUAGAAAUAGGCGGGCCAGUGUACGAAAAUCUAUGUGGAAAGCGUUUCUGCUUUAGUACUAAUGAAUAGUUAUCGAUAACAGUCAGCGGCAGAAGCGUACCAUCGACAACUGUUAAAAUUUGUCAAUUUUUCAACCUUACUGCAAACAACAUAAGCCACCAGUCACUUAAGUGUGCUGUUAGUCUAUUGUCAGUUACAUGCGUGCUUUCUAAUAACAAUAACAACAACUCUUAAGAGUAUCAGGUGACAACUUAUUUAAUAUAAAUGCUUAUGGCUUAAAUUUGGCCACAUUGAAUAUAAAAGUGGUUUAGUGAAAUUUAAUAAUAUUUGAAAGUAAUAUUGAUACCAAAUUUUAUUUCAUUAAUCAUUAUGUUAUUAUUUAACCAGUUAUGUCAGAGACGGAAGACAAGUUUAACUUCGUGCGUAUUGUACAGUCAAAUAGAUAGUGACGGCCAAAAUGGCCAAAUAUAUCGGAACACAUCCUCAUUUCUACGAUAUAGUACUAUGCCUUAUGGGAAACGGCCGAAGAGACAGUUCAGAUCCGGAAACCACCACCAACUUUUAGUAUGUUGUUGGGCAUGGUAUUGGAUCUCCAAAACUGCCGGGAACAGCGGCGGCGGCCAUCUACUUCAGCGGAAUGACGUCAUCAAAAUGACUCUCGCCUCGUUGCGAAUAUUGCAUAUUGCACCCAAACUAUACAUUGCACAUACACGUGUGGGGUAUUAAACGAAAGCCAAUUAAAUUAUUUCAUUUCUACACUAUGUACCAACAUAUACAACAUUUUAAGAGAAAAUUAAAAAGAAAUCAAAAUAAUGAAAAAAAAAUUCGAUUAUUUGGGUUUUACAACCGAACCAAAAGUCGACG
Cydia strobilella is the source of this 3305-nucleotide messenger RNA. RefSeq names its product putative inorganic phosphate cotransporter. Gene Ontology annotation, molecular function: transmembrane transporter activity. Gene Ontology annotation, biological process: monoatomic anion transport; transmembrane transport. Gene Ontology annotation, cellular component: plasma membrane. The coding region runs from base 280 to 1827 and encodes 515 amino acids. The record is from RefSeq and is a predicted model, not a curated record. NCBI's taxonomy places the organism in Eukaryota, Metazoa, Arthropoda, Insecta, Lepidoptera, Tortricidae. The transcript has 11 exons.